Messenger RNA from Musa acuminata subsp. malaccensis (wild Malaysian banana), 1797 nucleotides. Its product is annotated as calcium-dependent protein kinase 15-like. Gene Ontology annotation, molecular function: calmodulin binding; ATP binding; calcium ion binding. The record is from RefSeq and is a predicted model, not a curated record. Gene Ontology annotation, biological process: intracellular signal transduction; protein autophosphorylation; peptidyl-serine phosphorylation. Lineage: Eukaryota; Viridiplantae; Streptophyta; Magnoliopsida; Zingiberales; Musaceae. Gene Ontology annotation, cellular component: cytoplasm; nucleus.
AUGGGGCGCGUCCUCGGCCGGCCCAUGGAGGACGUCCGCGCCACCUACAGCUUCGGCCGCGAGCUCGGUCGCGGCCAGUUCGGGGUCACCUACCUCGUCGUCCACCGCGAGACCGGGAAGCAGUUGGCCUGCAAGGCCAUCGCCACCCGGAAGCUCGUCCGCCAGGACGACCUCGAUGACGUCCGCCGCGAGAUCCAGAUCAUGCACCACCUCACCGGCCACCGCAACAUCGUGGAGCUCAAGGGAGCCUACGAGGAUCGGCACUCGGUCAACCUCGUGAUGGAGCUCUGCGAGGGCGGGGAGCUCUUCGACAGGAUCAUCGCCAAGGGCCAUUACUCCGAGCGAGCGGCCGCCGCCCUCUGCCGAGAGAUCGUCAGCGUUGUCCAUGCCUGCCACUCCAUGGGCGUGAUGCACCGGGAUCUUAAGCCAGAGAACUUCUUGUUCUUGAACAGGAGAGAGAAUUCACCACUCAAGGCCACCGAUUUCGGGCUCUCUGUCUUCUUCAAGCCCGGAGAAAUAUUUAAUGAUCUUGUUGGAAGUGCAUAUUAUGUUGCUCCUGAAGUUUUGCGGCGGCAGUAUGGAGCAGAAGCAGAUAUUUGGAGUGCUGGAGUGAUACUGUACAUCCUUCUUUCUGGUGUUCCUCCUUUUUGGGCAGAGACUGAGGAUGGUAUAUUUGAUGCUAUAUUACAUGGUUAUAUUGAUUUCUCAUCUGAUCCUUGGCCUUCUAUAUCUCCUGGUGCAAAAGAACUGAUCAAAAAGAUGCUAAGAGCAGAUCCUACAGAACGACUUACCGCUGCUGAAAUUCUGAACUAUCCAUGGAUGAAAGAAGAUGGUGCACCUGAUAAGCCACUUGAUCUUGCAGUUAUGAAUAGAAUGAAGCAGUUCAGAGCAAUGAACAAGCUUAAGAAAGUGGCACUGAAGGUCAUAGCAGAAAGUUUGUCAGAGGAUGAAAUUAUGGGCUUGAAAGAGAUGUUCAAAUCAAUUGACACUGACAAUAGCGGGACUAUAACUUUUGAAGAACUGAAAGCAGGCCUACCCAAAUUGGGUAAUUUGGGCAUCAAGAUUUCUGAAUCUGAAGUUAGGCAGCUGAUGGAGGCAGCUGAUGUAGAUGGAAAUGGAAGCAUUGAUUAUAUUGAAUUUAUAACAGCUACAAUGCACAUGAACAGAGUGGAAAGAGAAGAUCACUUGUACAAGGCAUUCGAGUAUUUUGAUGAAGACAAGAGCGGGUACAUCACUGUUGAGGAAUUAGAGCAAGCUCUCAAGAAGUAUAACAUGGGUGAUGAGAAAACAAUAAAAGAGAUAAUUGCAGAAGUUGAUACAGACAAGGAUGGAAGAAUUAAUUACGACGAGUUUGUAACUAUGAUGAGAAAAGACAGUUCAGAGGCCAUUCAGACCAGGCGGCGUAAGUAAGACUUUUGUUGAUAUGGUGAUUACAAAGCUUGUGUGUUCACUAUUUGUGGAAGAAAGGCAGGUCAGGAGUUGCAUUCAUCUGCGGAAGGAUCUCAGUUUCUAGUAGAGAGGAGUUUGAUCUCAGUUGCAUUCAUACGGUUGCAACUUGAAAUAUUUAGAGCCAUGUGCAGAUCGAGUGUAAUAGAUUCCUCAGCAGGAGAGCGUUUCAUGCAUUUUGUACAACGAACAGUCCUGUCCUGUUCAUGGAUCUGCAACUGAAAUCGAGCUCCACCUUCCCUUUUGGCCUUCCUCAGAAUUAAUCGAAUUGGUUGUUCUUGGAUGAUGAAUGGAAUUCUUGGUAUCAGGAAAGAACGAUCUGCCAACCCAACUGUGAGUAGCAGUUUUCAA